GCCAAAUGGCAGCGCUUUUUGACUGCGCGGCCACCGUGUUCACAUCUCGUCUAACUGCCCCGCGAGAAGUAAGGACGCUAGCUUUUUUCGGGUCGGGGAAGAGAAAGAAGGUCACUUCCGGCGACAGUGCUACGUCACUUCUUUCGAAGCUUGGCGUUUGGUCAGUGGGGACCCACGCGGGUUCAACAUGCGUAUCGAGAAGUGUUAUUUCUGUUCCGGGCCCAUCUACCCUGGCCACGGUAUGAUGUUCGUACGCAACGAUUGCAAGGUGUUCAGAUUUUGUAAAUCUAAAUGUCAUAAAAACUUUAAAAAGAAGCGCAAUCCUCGCAAAGUUAGGUGGACCAAAGCAUUCCGGAAAGCAGCUGGUAAAGAGCUUACAGUGGAUAAUUCAUUUGAAUUUGAAAAGCGUAGAAAUGAACCUAUCAAAUACCAGCGAGAACUAUGGAAUAAAACUAUUGAUGCAAUGAAGAGAGUUGAAGAGAUCAAACAGAAACGCCAAGCUAAAUUUAUAAUGAACAGACUGAAGAAAAAUAAAGAGCUACAGAAAGUUCAGGAUAUCAAAGAAGUCAAGCAAAACAUCCAUCUUAUCCGAGCCCCUCUUGCAGGCAAAGGGAAGCAUUUGGAAGAGAAAAUGGUACAGCAGUUGCAAGAGGAUGUGGAUAUGGAAGACGCUUCUUAAAAAUCUCUGUAACCAUUUCUUUUAUGUGCGUUUGAAAAUGCCCUUUGGAAACUUGGAACUGCUAAAUUAUUAGUUUAUUUUUUAUAUAAGGUUACUUAAAUGAAAAGUGAUUAAAAUAUAUCUUUUCUACAUUGCCAUCUAUAAAACAUCAGAUGUUACUGAUGUUACAUUGCAUCUCAGUGUUAAAUCUUCACUGACAGAUGUACUUACGUAAAUCAUGAAAAUUCUGCUUAUAACUAUAGAAGUGAAUUGUGGAUGUAAAAUGCUUAUUCCAUUUGAAUAAUGGCACAGGACAGCCUUUGUAUAAUAAAGAAUGGCAAAAAUUCAUGGUUAGCGAUGUAGAAAAUAUUAUUUGCAGUAAAAUAUUCCCUUUAUUAAUGUUAUAGAAGGGGGGAUACGACAAGGAAAUAACAAUUUGUAUUACAGUAUCAAAUACUAUUUUGAUUUUAAUAUUUCCUGUUUUGGUUUAUUUGUAUCUCAGAAGAGCAUAAUGAUAUUGUUUGAUGAAGCCUAAUUGUGCUGGACUGUUUUGACCUGGUUUAACCCUUCCAAUAGGUAGUUUUGGUUGUUGGGGAUGAGAACUGAGUAAUCUUUGUCUGCAGUGACAUUACACUCUAGAAUUUCCACUUUGGAGAAUACUCAGUUCCAACUUGUGAUUCCUGGGAGGACAAACUUUAUUUUUCUAAUCUACCAAUGAUCUAGAAGCAGAGGAAUCCCAAUGCCUUUUAAAACGUACGUGGUUUUCUUUUAAAAAGCUCCUGUUUUUGGAAAGUAGAAUUUAUGGGUACAACAUGUGUUCAUUAUUUGCACAUAAAAUAAAACCAUUUAAAAAGUAAUGCUGGUAUUUAUUAUUUAAAGGUACUAAACAAAGAUAAGAAGUAUUGAUUACCUAGAAGAAAAUGUACUCCAAAGAUACUGCUUAUGUAAGAGAUACAUUUAAAGAGAAAUAGAUAUUUAACAUUUAAUGUUUCAGUGUUUUUACAUUGUUUACAAUUUAAAGUAUUUUUGUUUUUUCUUUUUUUUUUAUUGCAUUUUAGGUUUUGGGGUACAUGUGAAGGACAUGCAAGAUUGUUGCAGAGGUAGACACAUGGCAGUGUGAUUUGCUGCCUUCCUCCCCAUCACCUAUAUCAGGCAUUUCCCACCCUCAGCUGUCUCUCCCCUAUUUCCCCCCUGGCAGACCCCAGUGUGUGAUGCUCCCCUCCCUGUGUCCAUGUGUUCUCAUUGUUCAACUCCCACCUAUGAGUGAGAACAUGCAGUGUUUGAUUUUCUGUUCUUGCGUCAGUUUGCUGAGAAUGAUGGUCUCCAGUUUCAUCCAUGUCCCUACAAAGGACACGAACUCAUCGUUUUUGAUGGUUGCAUAAUAUUUCAUGGUAUACAUAUGCCACAAUUUCCCUGUCCAGUUUAUCAUGGAUGGGCAUUUGGGUUGGUUCCAGUUCUUUGCUAUUGUAAACAGUGCUGCAAUGAACAUUCGUGUGCAUGUAGCCUUAUAGUAGGACAAUAUAUAAUCCUUUGGAUACAUACCCAGUAAUGGGAUUGCUGGGUCAAAUGGAAUUUCUAUUUCUAGGUCCUUGAGGAAUCGCCACACUGUCUUCCACAAUGGUUGAACUAAUUUACACUCCCACCAACAGUGUAAAAGUGUUCCUAUUUCUCCACGUCCUCUCCAGCAUCUGUUGUCUCCAGAUUUUUUGAUGAUCGCCAUUCUAACUGGCAUGAGGUGGUAUCUCAAUGUAGUUUUGAUUUGCAUUUCUCUAAUGACCAGUGAUGAUGAGCAUUUUUUCAUAUGUUUGUUGCCUCAUGUAUGUCUUCUUUUGUAAAGUGUCUGUUCAUAUCUUUUGCCCACUUUUGAAUGGGUUUGUUUUUUUCUUGUAAACCUGUUUUAGUUCUUUGUAGAUUUUAGAUAUCAGCCCUUUGUCAGAUGGGUAGACUGCAAAAAUUUUUUCCCAUUGUGUUGGUUGCUGAUUGACUAAUGAGUGUUUCUUUUGCUGUGCAGAAGCUGUGGAGUUUGAUUAGGUCCCAUUUGUCUAUUUUGGCUUUUGUUGCCAAUGCUUUUGGUGUUUUGGUCAUGAAGUCCUUGCCUAUGCCUAUGUCCUGAAUGGUUUUGCCUAGAUUUUCUUCUAGGGUUUUUAUUGUGCCAGGUCUUAUGUUUAAGUCUUUAAUCCAUCUGGAGUUAAUUUUAGUGUAAGGUGUUCAGGAAGAGGUCCAGCUUCUGCUUUCUGCACAUGGCUAGCCAGUUUUCCCAACACCAUUUAUUAAACAGGGACUCCUUUCCCCAUUGCUCGUUUUUGUCAGGUUUGUGAAAGAUCAGAUGGUUGUAGAUGUGUUGUUGCUUCUGAGGCCUCUGAUCUGUUCCAUUGGUCUAUAUCUCUGUUUUGGUACCAGUACCAUGCUGUUUUGAUUACUGUAGCCUUGUAGUAUAGUUUGAAGUCCAGUAGUGUGAUGCGUCCCACUUUGUUCAUUUUGCUUAGAAUUGACUUGGGCUAUGUGGUCUCUCUUUUGGUUUCAUAUGAAGUUUAAGGUGGUUUUUUGGUUCCAUAUGAAGUUUAAGGUGGUUCUGUGAAUAAGGUCAUUGGUAGCUUGAUGGGGAUAGCAUUGAAUCUGUAAAUUACUUUGGGCAGUAUGGCCGUUUUCACGACAUUGAUUCUUUCUAACCACGAACAUGGAAUGUUUUUCCAUCUGCUUGUGUCCUCUCUUAUUUCGUUGAGCAGUGGUUUGUAGUUCUCCUUGAAGAGGUCCUUUACGUUCCUUGUUAGUUGUAUUCCUAGGUAUGUUAUUGUUUUUGUAGCAGUUGUGAAUGGCAGUUCGUUCUUGAUUUGGCGCUCAUUAAGUCUGUUAUUGGUGUAUAGGAAUGCUUGUGAUUUUUGCACAUUGAUUUUGUAUCCUGAGACUUUGCUGAAGUUGCUUGUCAGUUUCAGGAGAUUUUGGUCUGAGAUGAUGGGGUCUUCUAGAUAUACAAUCAUGUCAUCUGCAAAUAGAGACAAUUUGACUUCCUCCUUUCCUAUUUGAAUACCAUUUAUUUCUUUUUCUUGCCUGAUUGCUCUGGAUAGAACUUCCAAUACUAUAUUGAAUAGGAGUGGUGAGAGAGGGCAUCCUUGUCUAGUGCCGGAUUUCAAAUGGAAUGCUUCCAGUUUUUGCCCAUUCAGUAUGAUAUUGGCUGUGUGUUUGUCAAAAAUAGCUUUUAUUAUUUUGAGAUACGUUCCAUCAAUACCUAGUUUAUUGAGAGUUUUUAGCAUAAAGGGCUGUUGAAUUAUGUCAGGGGCCUUCUCUGCAUCAAUUGAGAUAAUCAGGUGGUUUUUGCCUUUGGUUCUGUUUAUGUGGUGAAUUAUAUUUAUAGACGUGUGUACGUUGAACCAGCUUUGCAUCCCUGGGAUGAAGCCUACUUGAUCAUGGUAGAUAAGCUUUUUGAUGUGCUGUUGCAAUUGGUUUGCCAGUAUUUUAUUGAAGAUUUUUGCAUCCAUGUUCAUCAUGGAUAUUGGCCUGAAGUUUUCUUUUCUUGCUGAGUCUCUGCCGGGUUUUGGUAUCAGGAUGAUGUUGGUCUCAUAAAAUGAUGUGGGAAGGCUUCCCUCUUUUUGGAUUGUUUGGAAUAGCUUCAGAAGGAAUGAUACCAGCUCCUCUUUGUAUGUCUGGUAGAAUUCAGCUGUGAACCCAUCUGGACCUAGGCUUUUUUUGUGUGGUAGGCUCUUAAUUGCUGCCUCAACUUCAGAUCUUGUUAUUGGUCUAUUCAGGGUUUCAACUUCUUCCUGGUUUAGGCUUGGGAGGACACAGGUGUCCAGGAGUUUAUCCAUUUCUUCCAGGUUUACUAGUUUAUGUGCAUAGAGUUGUUUGUAAUAUUCUCUGAUGAUGGUUUGAAUUUCUGUGGAAUCUGUGGUGAUAUCCCUUUUAUCGUUUUUUAUUGCAUCUAUUUGAUUUUUCUCUCCUUUCUUUUUUAUUGAUCUGGCUAGUGGUCUGUCUAUUUUGUUGAUCUUUUCCAAAAACCAACUCCUGGAUUUAUUGAUUUUUUUUUGAAGGGUUUUUCGUGUCUCUGUCUCCUUCAGUUCUGCUUUGAUCUUAGUUAUUUCUUGUCUUCUGCUAAGUUUUGAGUUUUUUUUUAUCUUGCUCCUCUAGCUGUUUCAAUUUUGACGAUAGAGUGUCAAUUUUGGAUCUCUCCUUUCUUCUUAUGUGGUCAUUUAUUGCUAUAUAUAUUUCCCAUAGAGAUUGCUUUAAAUGUGUCCCAGAGAUUCUGGUAUGUUGUGUCUUCGUUCUCAUUGGUUUCGAAGAACAUCUUUAUUCCUACCUUCAUUUCAUUGUUUAUCCAGUCAACAUUCAAGAGCCAGUUGUUCAGUUUCCAUGAAGCUGUGUGGUUCUGUUAGUUUCUGAAUUCUGAGUUCUAACUUGAUUGCACUGUGGUCUGAGAGACUGUUUGUUAUGAUUUCCGUUCUUUUGCAUUUGCUGAGGAGUGAUUUACUUCCAGUUAUGUGGUCAAUUUUAGAGUAGGUGUGAUGUGGUGCUGAGAAGAUGUAUAUUCUGUGGAUUUGAGGUGGAGAGUUCUGUAAAUGUCUAUUAGGUUUGCUUGGUCCAGGUCUGUGUUCAAGUCCUGGAUAUCCUUGUUAAUUUUCUGUCUGGUUGAUCUGUCUAAUAUUGACAAUGGGGUGUUAAAGUCUCCCACUAUUAUUGUGUGGGAGUCUAAAUCUCUUUUUAAAUCAUUAAGAACUUGCCUUAUGUAUCUGGGUGCUCCUGUAUUGGGUACGUAUAUAUUAAGGAUCAUUAGCUCUUCUUGUUGCAUCGAUCCUUUUACCCUUAUGUAAUGGCCUUCUUUGUCUCUUUUGAUCUUUGUUGCUUUAAAGUCUAUUUUAUCAGAGACGAGAAUUGCAACUCCUGCUUUUUUUUGCUCUUCAUUUGCUUGGUAAAUCUUCUACAUCCCUUUACUUUGAGCCUUUGUGUAUCCUUGCAUGUGAGAUGGGUUUCCUGGAUACAGAAUACCGAUGGGUUUUGGCUUUUUAUCCAAUUUACCAGUCUGUGUCUUUUGAUUGGGGCAUUUAGCUCAUAUCCAUUUAGGGUUAAUAUUUUUGUGUGUGAAUUUGAUACUGCCAUUUUGAUACUAGCUAGCUAUUUUGCCUUGUAGUUGAUGCAGUUUCUUCAUUGUGUUGAUGCUCUUUACCAUUUGGUAUGUUUUUGGAGUGACUGGUACUAGUUGUUCCUUUCUAUGUUUAGGGCCUCUUUCAGGAGCUCUCGUAAAGCAGGCCUGGUGGUGAUGAAAUCUCUGAGUACUUGCUUGUUCACAAAGGAUUUUAUUUUUCCUUCACUUAUGAAGCUUAGUUUGGCUGGAUAUGAAAUUCUGGGUUGAAAGUUCUUUUCUUUAAGGAUGUUGAAUAUCGGCCCCCACUCUCUUCUGGCUUGUAGGGUUUCUGCUGAGAGAUCUGCUGUGAGUCUGAUGGGCUUCCCUUUGUGGGUGACCCGACCUUUGUCUGUGGCUGCCCUUAGCAUUUUCUCAUUCAUUUCAACCCUGGUGAAUCUGAUGAUUAUGUGCCUUGGGGUUGCUCUUCUUGAGGAAUAUCUUUGAGGUGUUCUCUGUAUUUCCUGGACUUGAGUAUUGGCCUGCCUUGCCAGGUUGGGGAAGUUUUCCUGGAUAAUAUCCUGAAGAGUAUUUUCCAGCUUGGAUUCAUUCUCUUCGUCACAUUCGUGUACACAUAUCAAACGUAGAUUAGGUCUUUUCACAUAGUCCCAUAUUUCUUGGAGACUUUGUUCAUUCCUUUUUGCGCUUUUUUCUCUAAUCUUGCCUUCUCAUUUUAUUUCAUUGAGUUGAUCUUUGACCUCUAAUAUCCUUUCUUCUGCGUUGGUCAAUUCGGCUGUUGAAAAUUGUGUAUGCUUCGCAAAGUUCUCAUGUUGUGUUUUUCAGCUCCAUCAGUUCACUUACAUUCCUCUCUAAGUUGUUUAUUCUCAUUAGCAUUUCAUCAAAUCUUUUUUCAAGGUUCUUAGUUUCUUUGCAUUGGGUUAGAACAUGUUCUUUUAGCUCACAGAAGUUUCUUAUUACCCACCUUCUAAAGCCUGAUUCUGUCAAUUCAUCACACUCAUUCUCUAUCCAGCCUUGUUCCCUUACUGGUGAGGAGUUGUGAUCCCUUGUAGCAGGAGAGGCGUUCUGGUUUCGGGUGUUUUCCCCCUUUUUGUGCUGGUUUCUUCCCAUCUUUGUGGAUUUAUCCACCUGUCGUCUGUGUAGUUGCUGAUUUUGUUUUUUGGGUUUCUGAGUGGAUGUCCAGAUUGUUGAUGAUGAAGUUAUUUCUUUCUGUUUCUUAGUUUUCCUUCUAACAGUCUGGCUCCUCUGCUGUAGGACUGCUGAGGUCCACUCCAGGCCCUGCUUGCCUGUGGUCACCUGCAGCAGCUGCAGAACAGUAAGGGUUGCUGCCAGUUUCUUUUUCUGCUUUCUUUGUCCCUGAAGGAUACCUGCCAGAUGUCAGUCUGAGCUCUUUUUUAUGAGGUGACUCUGGAUACAUGGGGGUCAGGGAGCUGCUUGAGGGGAUGGUCUGUCCUUUAUAGGAGCUUAAGUGCUGAGCUGUGAGCUCUGUUGUUCAUUCAGAGCUGCUGGGCAGGUACGUUUAAGUCUGCUGCAGUAUAACUCAUAAACCCCUUUUUUCCCCCCAGGUGCUCUGUCCUGGGGAGUUAGGGCUUUAUUUAUGAGUUUCUGUUGUGCUGCUGGCUUUUUUCAGGGCUGCCCUGCCAGGCAAGGUGGCAGCCUAGUCACUGCCUACAGAGACUUUGCUGAGUUGCUCUGGGCUCCGCCCAGGUGCCAUGUGAACUUUCCUGCAGUCCUGUUUAUACGCGUGUAGUUAGAACUGCCUCAGCAAUGGCAGCCCAUCUCUAUAAUGGCAAACUGUCUCUGUAAUGGCAGGCUGCGUCAGCAAUGGCAAACUACCUCCAUAGUGGUGGAGUGCCUUGAUAAUGGUGGAUGCCCCUCCCCCACAGAGCUGGCUGGUCCCACGUGCGGCUGUGUUUGCUGUGCAACUCCCAGUCUAGAGUGUUUUCAAUUGCUGUUUUGUGGGGGUGGGACCAGCUGAGCCUGAUCACCUGGCUGCCUGCCUCACAGUCCUUUUUUUUUUUUUAGUUGAACCAUCGACUUUUGUCUACCAGGUGUUCCAGUCGUCUGUUGAAAAGGCGCUGGAAUCUGAUUUCUGGUGCAGCGACCCACUGUGCCUGUGCCGGCUGAAACAGCGGUGCUGAGAUUCAUGGCACUUUUUUGCCCAGGAAUCUCCUGGUCUGGCUCCCCCUGGCCUCGCUCCCUGUUUCAGUCCCCUUUUUAAUCAGUUGAAUGGGUGCCUCUGUUUGCCAGGAGCUCAUAUGGCCGGCUAUAAUGACGUCCGGACCUGUGUAUUUUGUAUGGAGAAUCUCCGGCAAAACAGCUGCACUGGCCAAACAGCCGCACUGGCCCAACCAGCUGUGCUGGCGACCCAUGGGGCUCCUUCGCCUGGGGACCUCCUCAUCUUUGGGCAACAAAAACUUGUCUGGAAAUGCGGCAUCCACUCACCUUCCGUGCUUUUGCUGGGAGCUGCAAUCCUGAGGUGCUCCUAAUUGGCCAUCUUGGAUCCCUCCUUAAGUAUGUUAAAGAUAUUAAGUAACGAUCAGUUUGCAUAAUGGUGUUUUAGGGUAGAAUUUAGAAUAAAUUACCAAUUCUUAGCCUUACAGAAUGAUAAACUAUGAUAAACAUUUAAAUUGAUAAACUCAUUUUAAGUUUUAGUAUUAGUAAAACUAAAGCUGUAGACUACAACUGGACCAAGUGUUAGGAGACCUGAAUUCCAGUGUGGUUUUACCUGUGUAUUCUUAUUUGUAAAUAAUAUUAUUGAUUGAGGAUUAGAGGAAAAUGAUACAUGUGAGGAAACACAUUUGUAAAAUUUCUUGAGAAGUUUUUUACUAUAUGCCAUAUUCAUUUUUUAAAGAUAUAUAAAAUUUUUACAGUUACAUUUUAUUAGGAAACAAGUGUUCUACCUUGCUCGCUAAGGAGCAAGUUGCUCUUGCCUUGCGACCAUCAAUUUGGGCUGAAUUGAAAGCUGAUGUUGCAUCUUAAGUUUAGCAUCCAUCAUCACAGUUGUCUUCCUUGUCAUGAUUUCAUAGUAUGUUGAGAACCCAGAUCUCAUUCUAAACUAUAUGGAUACAAAUGCUGUAAUUUUUUUUUUAAUCCCACCAUAACUCUCUAAGCUUGUUUUGAUCACUUCUCUUUAAAAUGUUGCCUGAGAGGUUGUUAUGAUAGAAUACUUCUAGGCUACUUUGUUUCAGUUUGUUUGGUAGAUGCCUGUGCUGAGUAACUAGCAGUAAAACAAAGCAUAAUGUUUACUACAUGGAACUUACUUUUUUUUUUUUUUGAGGCAGUGUCUGGCUGUGUUGCACAGGCUGGAGUGCAGUGGCAUGAUCUUGGCUUACUGCAACCUCCGUUUUCCUGGCUCAAGCUAUCGUCCCACCUCAGCCUCCCAGGUAGCUGGGACUAAGGCUUGCACCACCUUUGCUGCUCACUUGUGUAUUUUUGUGUUACUGUUUUUUUUGGUCAUAGAGACGGGGUUUCACUAUGUUGCCCAGAUUGGAACAAUAUAGGAUUGGAAAUCAUGGGAAGGAAUAUCCUCAACGCAUAUACCUUACAAUGCCUUGUAAGAAUAUAGAAAAACUAUUUUUAAAAAUUCUUAUUUCUUAAAAAUAGAAACCUUAGGAAGAAGUUUAUCUAUAAGAUCAACUUAUGCAUCUAUGAGUUUGAAGAGUUUAGAAGAGUGCAAGUUUUAGAAGAGUUUGAGAAGAUUGACAUAUUUCAUAAUAUCUCGUGAAGUAGAUAGCAUUAUUCUCAUUUAAAUAUAUAGGUAGAAAUUUCAGGUCUAGGUAACUUAUUUCUUUACCACACAACUACAAUAAUCAAGGUCUAAAGAUUUGUGUUUAUACAAGUCUAUUUCCCUGCAUUUAUGUAGAAGGAUUUUAUCUAGAGCCUUGUAUAUCAAGUCAGGUUAGAGAGUGACACUCAACUAUGACUUGGUUUCUUCAUCUGAAAAAUGAAGAUAAUAAUAGGACCUACCCUGGAAUUCUUUGCAAGGAUUCAUUCAGUUAAUACAUGUAAAAUACUUCGAGGCCAACACCAUAAUAAGCUAGUAUUAUAAUGUUAGCUUCUAGGAUUGGUUGUAUGGCCACACAAAACAACAGCAAUGGGAUUUGACUUGGGAGAAAGGUGGACAGUGUUAAGAUUUGGGGAUAACUGUGGCUAAAUUGAAUGAAGUCCACUUAGUGCCCCAAAACAGGGACGUGAAUGGUUAAAAAUACCAAUUUUAGCCUUUUAAGUCAACCAGAAAGUUGUUAUUAAGCAGAGCAUCUCAUUCCCUCAGCAUCUUCUGUUGUGAAGAGUGGGAAGGGGAAAUGCAUUUUUGUUCCUCUUAGUUUAAAAAAAUGAAUAGUUUCCCAUAAUCUUAAGGGAUAAUUUAAAUGACAUAAGGGAAAUUAUUUUUUCAUCUGCCCUUUAAUUUACAUUUUAGAUGGAGAUCUGGAAAAAGACAUCACACUUUAAUUACAGCUUAAUGUAAAUUCUAAUAUCCAAUGAAUAGUUUCGUGUAAAAGUUAACAUGGCUGCUUGCUGAAUUGUGUUGAAAAGACAAGGGGAAAAACAACAUUAAACACUUAAAAACUAAAGAACUAAAUUUCAAGGACUCUAGAAGCAUUUCCCAGUCUAUAUUCCUUUAUUAAUACAUUGUAGAAUUGGAAUGGGAGAGCCACAGAUUUUACCUUGCAUGUCUUCUUGUUGAUUUGAAUUGUUUCUACAAAAGGAGAAAUUACCUCUUCUGAAGAAUGCAUUCCUUAUGUGCUGAUUAUAAAUAAGAGCCUUCCUUCUGGUGCCAUAGGAUGACCUGUGACUUAAGCUGUCCCUUGGUUUUAAUCAUAAUCAAUUGAAGCCAGCAUGUGGGAGAGGUGAUUCUUCUGCUACAUGAUUUUCCCUGGGGUACCAGUUACCUGGUCUCUUUAUCCUGUGAUUGAGUCUAUGUCUCACUGUGAUCCUGCUAAUAAGUUCCUUUCUGUCAAAGAUGGCAACCAAAAAUCUUAAUUGGAAGGCAUCCUCUGACAUAUCCAGGUAACACAUUUCUAUCAUCAUUUCUCAGAGAGUGGGGACUCUUACUUUCUUAUCCCAGGCACGUAUUUGGUACCAGGACCAUGGAAAGUGCUCAGUAAAUGUCAAGUAAAUGGAAAAUGAGUGUGUAGCCAUAUGCUAGGUUUACAUUAAUCUGUUUUAAAAGUAACCAGUAAUUUGAAAGAUAAUAUAUUACCAAUAGAUACCAAGGACAGAAGCAGCCUGUGUGAUUCUGACAUUAAUGAAAUCUAUGCUGUUGGGAAGGCUUGCUGGCUUUAGGUUACAUACCUGAUUUUGCUGCUUAGAUCAUUAUGGCAUGGUAGUAAAACAAAGCUGCAUUUCUGGGUCUGGCUGGAGCAUUCACAUGUCAAGGAAUCCCAGGAAAGACAGCAUGAGCUGGUUUUUUAGCGAGUUUCUUAACUUUUAUCUGGAGCUUGCUUUGUUGAUGGAAAUAGUCCCUUAUUUCAAUAGCCAGAGUAUAAAAUUAGAAAUAAGGAGAACUAAUUAGGGAGCAUCAGUUGAAACAAAGAUAAUUCUUUUUUUCAAGACAGAAAUAUAUAGGACAUUGGCUCCUUAGUAUUCUAAGAAACGCUUUGUUUUCAGAAUGCCAACUGUUACAUAGUUGUUUUGUUUAGUAUAAUAUAUUUUAGAAAGUGUCUGUACAUUUGGUUUGACACCAAGCUGCGGAGUCUUAAGAGGAACACCAGUGAGAAUGCUAUUCUAAUCAGUUGCCCCAUACAGUUUCUUAGUCUAUACUUCAUGAUUUUGUCACAUAUUUCCUUUUCUGGUAUCAGAGAUGCUAUUAAACGCAGUUCACCUGAUUAAAAGGGUACCCCAUCCCAAAGCAGAUGAAGAUACAACAGGCUUGUUCAUGUUGUGCUAAGCUACAGUUGCAUACAAUCAAUAUUGCCUGUCCCCUGAGUUUUUCUUCACUAUUCUCAGAUGCUGCCAGAACACCAGAGCUAGAAGCUUUUUGACUCUGUAGAGAUAUAAUUUCUCCAUUUCUAUUUUUAAUUUUUUUAAAUUAUCAUAGUUUAAGUUCAGGGGUACAUGAGCAGAUCUUGGAGGACUGUUACAUAAGUAUACACAUGUUACAGUGGUUUGCUGCCUCCAUCCCCCUGCCAACUACAUUAUGCAUUUCUCCUAACGUGAUCCCUCCCUUACGUCCCCACCCCCUGCUAUUGCUCCCCUAGCCCCCCACCCCCAGUAGACCCCAGUGUAUGAUGUUCCCCUCACUGUGUACAUGUAUUCUCAUUGUGCAACACCCCCUUUGAGAACAUGUGGUGUUUGGUUUUCUGUUCUUGUGUCAGUUUGCUGAGAAUGGUUUCCAGCAAACAUGGUUUCAUCCAUGUCGCUGCAAAGACAUGAACUCAUCCUUUUUUAUGGCUGCAUAGUAUUCCAUGGUGUUUAUGUGCCACAUUUUCUUUAUCCAGUCUAGCCUUGAUGAGCAUUUGGGUUGAUUCCAACUCUUUGCUAUUGUAAACAGUGCUGCAAGGAACAUAUGUGUGCAUGUGUCUUUAUAAUAGAACAAUUUCUUGGGUAUAUUUCCAGCUUCAUCCAUGUUGCUGCAAAGGACAUGAGCUCAUCCUUUUUUAUGGCUACAUAGUAUUUCAUGGUGUUUAUGUGCCACAUUUUCUUUAUCAGUUUAUCCUUGAUGAGCUUUGGGUUGAUUCCAAGUCUUUGCUAUUGUAAACAGUGCCGCAAUGAACAUACAUGUACAUGUGUCUUUAUAAUAGAACAAUUUCUUGGGUAUAUACCCAGUGAUGGGAUUGCUGGGUCAAAUGGUAUUUCUGUUCCUAGAUUUUUGAGGAAUCUCCACACUGUCUUCCACAAUGGUUGAACUAAUUCACACUUCCACCAACAGUGUAAAAGUGUUCCCAUUUCUCCACAUCCUCUCCAGCAUCUGUUGUUUCCAGAUUUUUUAAUGAUCUCCAUUCUAACUGGCAUGAGAUGGUAUCUCAAUGUGGUUUUGAUUUACAUUUCUCUAAUGACCAUUGAUGAUGAGAAUUUUUUCAUAUGUUUCUUAGCUGCAUAAAUGUCUUCUUUUGAAAAGUGCCUCUUCAGAUCCUUCACCCACUUUUUGAUGGAGUUGUUUGUUUUUUCCUUGUAAAUUUGUUUUAGUUCUUUGUAGAUUCUGGAUAUUAGCCCUUUUUCAGAUGAGUAGCUUGGAAAAGUUUUUUCCCCAUUCUGUUGGUUGCCAGUUCACUCUAGUGAUUGUUUCUUUUGCUGUGCAGAAGCUCUUAGCCAGAGCAAUCAGGCAAGAAAAAGAAAUAAGGGGUAUUCAGUUAGGAAAAGAGGAAGUCAAAUUGUCUCUAUUUGCAGAUGACAUGAUUGUAUAUCUUCAAAACCCCAUUGUCUCAGCCCAAAAUCUCCUUUAGAUGAUAAGCAACUUCAACAAAGUCUCAGGUUACAAAAUCAAUGUGUAGAAAUCACAAGCAUUCCUGUACACCAAUAACAGACAGCCAAAUCAUGAGUGAACUCCCAUUUACAAUUGCUACAAAGAGAAUAAAAUACCUAGGAAUACAAGUAACAAAGGAUGUAAAGGAUCUCUUCAAGGAGAACUACAAACCACUGCUCAAGGACAUAAGAGAGGACACAAACAUUUGGAAAACCAAUCAAUAUCAUGAAAAUGGCCAUACUGCCCAAAGUAAUUUAUAGAUUCAAUGCUAUCCCCAUCAAGUUACCAUUGACCUUCACAGACCUGGAAUAAAAGACCUUAAACGUCAUAUGGAACCAAAAAAGAGCCUGCAUAGCUAAGGCAAUCUUAAGCAAAAAGAACAAAGCUGGAGGCAUCACACACCUGACUUCAAACUACACCAUAAGGCUACAGUAAUCAAAACAGCAUGGUAUUGGUACCAAAACAGAGAUAUAGACAAAUGAAACAGAACAGAGGCCUCGGAAGUAAUGCCACACGCCUACAACCAUCUGAUCUUUGACAAACUGACAAAAACCAGUAAUGGGGAAAGGAUUCCCUGUUUAAUAAAUGGUGUUGGGAAAACUGGCUAACCAUGUGCAGGAAGCAGAAACUGGACCUAUUCCUUACACCUUAUACAAAAAUUAACUCCAGAUGGAUUAAAGAUUUAAACAUAAGAUCUAACACCAUAAAAAUGCUAGAAAAAAAUAUAGGCAAUACCAUUCAGGACAUAGGCAUAGGCAAGGACCUCAUAACUAAAACGCCAAAAACAAUGGUGGCAACAAACGCCAAAAUGACAAAUGGGAUCCAAUUUCUCCGUUUCUAGAAGACACAAGAAUUACCAGAAGAUAAAUUAGAAGAAUAUACAAUGGAGCUAGCAUGGUGGCUGACAUCUGUAAUCCCAGGGCUUUGAGAGGCAAAGGUGGAAGGGCCACUUGAGGCCAGGAGUUCAAGGCCAGCUUGGGCAACAUAGUGAGACCCUGACUCUUCAAACAAACAAACAAACAACAACAAACCAGGCACUGCAGCACAUGCCUGUAGUCCUAGCUACUUAGGAGCCUGAGGCAGGAGAAUUGCUUGAGCCCAGGAAAUCAAGACUACAAUGAGCUAUGACUGUGCCACUGCACUCCAGCCUGGGUAACAACAGAGAGACAUUGUCUGCCCCCUAACCCUCCCCGCAAAAGGAGGAAAACAUCUCAAAAGAUAAAGUAUCUAGGUCACAACCUCUCAGUGCCUUUGAUUACACAUUUGCAAACAGGAUGUAGCACCCUCUAGUCCCAGAGUUGUGAGAAUCCAGUGAUAGAGCAAUAAUUAAGGCCAGGUACAUUGCAUAUAUUAUCUUCCAGUAUCAACAACCCCUCCAGUUAGUCCUUCUUACUGUGCAGAUGAGAAACAGGAAAAUAAGAGAAAUUAAGUAACUUGAUUCAUGUCACUAACAACUAGCAGAGCUUAGAUUCAAGCACAGUCUGUCCUCAUCACCAGCUGAUAUCCUAAACAUGGGUUCUGCCUGGCAUGUGGUUGGUCCUCAAUAUAUGUUUAUUUGCUGGAGGAAAAAAAUCUAGCAGUAAAAGCAAAUGUCUUGGGGAAAAUAAUAGAUUUUAUGGAGUUUAAAUUUUCUUGUGACAAGAAUGGAUACUUUUUUUUUUGUACCAGUUCUUUCAGGACUGACAGGGUAUCAAUAAGAUAGCAAGUUUAAUAAAAUGAAGACUUUUGAAAUUUACUGUUCUUAAAAAAAUUAAUACAGCAAUGCCAUUAAUUCUAGUAUAAUUGUUGGAGGAGCUGUCUUACAGUUAGCGCUGAAAUACAUGCUAAUCUUGUUAUCCAAAUAAGAAUUUUGAAUUGUAUCAGUACCCACUUUAGGAGCAAUUUCAGUAUUCCUUAAUUAGAUUUUAAGAUGUUUAUUGUGUGUCUGGUAUGUGUGAGGCAUUGCUUGUCUCAUUUAGCAACAAAGUAAUUAGUGUAUAUUAUGUUUGAGAAUUUUGAAUUUUAGGGAAGUGUGUUCUAGUUAUAGUUCAUACCUUUUAGGACCGUUUAAAGCUAUUAGCUGUUUACACUUGUGCCAGUUUUCAAGUUCUCCGAAUUGUUGGGAUUACAGCCAACAAGAAUACUGUCUUUGUUCCAGGGGAUGAAAGUUUGAAUGUUGAGUGUCAGGGUUCAUCUAAGGUCAGAAGUGGGUUUUGAGGUUGCCCGAUGUGUUAUUUGAUAUCUUCUUUAAAAAUUUAUUUAUUUUAUUUUUAGAGACAGGGUCUUGCUCUGUCACCCAGGCUAGAGUGCAGUGGUGCAAUCUCUGCUCAGCAUAACCUGAAACUCCUGGGCUCAAGCAAUCCUGCAUCAUCCUCUGGACUACCAAUGUGCCAUUUGAAUUGUCUUUCUAACAAUGAUAUGACAAAGAAUCUAAGAUGAUGUUCUCUCAGUGUACCGCAUACAUGAUAACAUUUCAUCCCCACUGUUAGUUAAAUGGACUCUCAGAAAUAAUGUUUGAUUUACUGAACAAGUUUACUUUCUUUGAGUUGAGGGAAAGUCUCCAUUAGAGAUGAGGUACUCAGGAAGAUUUGGGUCAGAGCAGCAGAGGAUGAGCUACAGUAGCAUUGAGAGAGUGGCCUCCAGCCUGAUUGCAUAUUAGCAUUAUCAGGGGCAGGUUUGUAAUUACCAGUGCCUGGGCCUCUCCAAGACCAAUUAACUGGAAAUCACUUGGAUUAGGGCCCAGGUACUGGUAUUUUUAAAAAGCACUAGGUGAUUCUAACAUGUUCCCAAGGUUCAGAACUAUUGCUCUAUAUAAUAACUAGAAUUUCUUAGGCAAUUAAUGUAAAGGUUUUUUCAGUUGAUGCUUUUUCAAGAGGCAUUUUAUGAAACUCUAUUUCUUUACGUUAUCAAGUGACUCACCAAAAUAAUGGGGACAUUUUAAAAUGGAUGCUUGGAUAACUUCAGUAGCAGCUACAUAAUUUCCCAAGUACCUAAUAUGACUGCACUAUGAUAGUUAGCUGGAUGUUUCUUAAGCUGUAAAACAGGGUACAAAGACAAUCAUUUCCAUUUUUUAUUGGAGUUUGAUUAAUAUUCCGUCUGGGUCGAUGUGACCUUGGAAGUAAACCAUGGGGAUUGCAUGGUCCAUUUGCCAGGAUCUACAUAUUUUAUCUUUAAUUUUCCCGAUUAUGAAGGCCUGGCUAAGACUUCUGCUUGAAUCCUAAAUGAGACAGUCAUCAUAAUCUUGCCCUUUCAUUGGUGCGUGGUUUAUCACACACACAAAAACUCAGUACUAACUUUAAAAGGAGGUGAAGAGGACAUAUGCAUGGAAGACAUUGGGGUUUUUAUUCCCAGAUAAGUGAUUUGUGCCAUCUGUGGAUGGGCAUAGCAGAAAGGUGGAAUAUGAUUUGAAGCUUUGUAUCUGAAUCUCUUUGCUACAGUUUGGAUGUUUGUUUGCUCCAUAGCUGAUGCUGAAAUUUGAUUGCCAUUGUAACAGGAUUGAGACACGGGAUCUUUAACAGGUGAUUCAGCUCUGAAGGCUCCACCCUUGUGGGUGGGUUUGAUGCCUUUGAAAGAUGGCUCUGGGACGGGGCUCUGUCUUUCUCCCAUGUACUUUCUUGCCCUUUGCUUUUUCUGCUAUGGAAUGCUGCAGCUAGAAGGCCGCCGCCAGAUGCGAGCCCCUCAGCCUUGGACUUCCAGCUUCCAGAACUGUAAGAAACAAAUUUAUUUUUCUUGUGAAUUGCCAGUCUCAGGUACUCUGUUUGGCAGCAGAAAACACACUAAAGCAUUCUACCAUCAGAUUUGUGUUUCCCCAGUGACUCUGGGGUUCAAGGUUUAUUAGUUAGAUAUGGACAGGUUCAGAGUGUUAGAGCAGAUCAACUAUUCAAUCUCAUUUUGGAAGGUUUCCAUCAAAAACCCAAAUAAUUUAGUCAAAGCAUUCUCUGAAUUUCUUAGUUGACUUAUAAAAACAAACCACUUUCUGUAUUUAUUAUUUUCUUUCCAGGAAGGGAGCUCUAUAGUCAUGAGGGUAGUAAAUAAAUAUUACUUUUAAAAAGACACUCUAGAGCUAUGAGGAUUUAAUAAAUAGUUCAUUACUUCCCUUUCUCCACUAAAAUCUCUUCACUCUAACUGCAGCCUUGAAACUCAAGUGUGUUCAGGUUUUGGACUAUUUUUUUUUUCUCUUGAGACACAGCCUCCAUCUGUUGCCCAGCUUGGAAUGCAGUGGUACAAUCUCGGCUCACUGCAACUUCUGCCUCCUGGGUUCAAGUGAUUCUCCUUCCCCACCGACCCAAGUAGCUGGGACUACAGGCGCCUGCCACCAUGCCUUGCUAAUUUUUGUAUUUUAGUAGAGACAGGAUUUCACCAUGUUGCUCAGGCUGGUCUUGAACUCCUGGGCUCAAGUGAUUCACCCACCUCAACCUCUCAAAGUGCUGGGAUUACAGGCGUGAGACACUGCUCCUGUCUAGGUUUUGGACUUUUAAUUUAAUUCUUGUUAAUACCCUUCCUUCUCUGAAAGCAAGGUAUAUUUAAAGCCUAUUUAUUACUUUUGGAUCAACAAAUGUAUAUUUUUGGAUAAGAUGAGUGAGUUACAAAACUAGCAACCUGCAAAGUGUUUGAAAGUUUAACUGCUGUUUUUUUCACUUACCUAUUCACCCUUUCAAUAAAUAUUAUUGAGCUGUUACUAUGUGCCAGGCACUUCUAGACAUGGUGGGGAUAUUACAGUAAAUGGCACAGAUGGCAAUCCUUGCACUCAUCAUAUAGUGUGGGAGAGAAAGUCACAGAUAGAGGUGACACCAAUCACAAAUGGAAAAUAAUACAAGUUAUGUCAAGGGUUUUUAAAGAAAAGUGACAUAAAAAACCAUAAAAUCUUGACUCAGAAAUCCUUACCUAAGAAAUAUAUCCUAAGGAAAUAAUUAUGUAUCCAAAUAUGCAUAUAGGAAAAUUUUCACUAUGUUAUUAGCACAUUGAAAAGAAAAACAGGUUAAAUAAAUAAAGAACUGGUUAAAUUAAUUAAGGACUUGUUAAAUUAGAUGCUGCAGUCAUGUUUUUAAUGACACAGAAAGAUGCUGACAAUACAUUAGUUGAAAAUUGUUGGUUUCAAAAUGGUAUGAUAUGAUUCCUGUAGAACAGUGGUUUUCAAGCAGGGGUGAUUUUUGCCUCUGAGUGGCCAUUUUUCAAUGUCUGGGGACAACUUAGCUUGUUACAAGUAGGGUGGAGGUUGGUGCUGCUGGCCCCUAGUGAUUAGAGGUCAGAAAUGCUGCUGAACGGACCCUACCACAAGUCAUUAUUUGGCUCAAAAUGUCAAUAGUACUGAGAUUUAGAAAGCCUGCAUUUAAACAAUUACAUAUAGCAUUGCAAGAACUUUCUGAAUAAAUAGGAUUAUGGGUGUUUUAAAUGUUUUUUCUUUGUGAAUUCAGAUGUUGCUUUAGAUGAGAAGUGCUGACUUCGUAAUUAAAAAAAAAAACUAUUUUAAAAUGUGAUGCUAAAUUUUGGCUCAUCUUAGCCUGAGAAGGUUUUUUCUAAAAACGUUCAGGCAUCUUUUUCUUUCCCUACUGCUCUCCUUACCUGUGCACUGUAUCUGCCUGUAUCUGUGAUGCCUCUAUUUGGAUGGAACCUGGAUUAUGCCUGGGCCUGCUUUCCUACCAUAACAUGGGUUGCUGUACUUGCCUACUUAAUUAUGAGCUCUAUCCAUCCAGGGAAGUCAUCUGGUUUGAAUAGCGUGUUCUUAGAAGUUCAUGGAUUUUAAUUGAAGGAAGCUAGAGGGACCCCUUUCUUCCUUCCAUCCUUCAGCAAGGGUCCCCAAAGACAGGCAGGCUACACAGCAAAUGCCUCAACUGCUGAGAAUCUACCCUGGCAGGUCCAAUACAGGCUCAUCUCCAGAAAAGCUGGGGUAUAGUUCUCUCACUGUUGGGGUUGCUAAUUUAGCUAUCUCCUCUUUAUAAGACCCUUAUGGGAAUAAAGAUUAGCCAGAAAAUACCUUUAAUGAACCUCCAAAUUUUAUUAGCCAGAAAAUACCUUUAAUGAACCUCCAAAUUUUAUCUGCAAGGAACCCACGGCCAGUGCUGUUAUACUGGUUUCUAGAAAACUCCUGCGGUGUCUGCAGAAAUUUUCUCUGGUGAACAUCUAGAAUUUCCAUUACUUUGAAUGUGUAUGUGUUAUUAAUCAGGGAAUUAAUCAUCCCCAUUCUCUUUGAUUGAAAAUUACAUUACCUAGGAAGGACAAGGUAUUGUCAAAUGGGCAAGGCAGAUCAUAUGUUUUCUCUUUUACUGAACUCCUUACUUAUCUAAUUACAGCCUGUGUAUCCUGUGCUACAGAGCCUCUUGAAAUUAAUUUACUGUUAUUCUAGUAACAUAUCCAUUUAUUGGAGCCUGUGAAUGUGCGUGAAUUCCAUUUGAUUACGUCUAAUGUUCUCCCCAAAUAAAGAGUACAAUUAAUUCAUUAGAUGAUGGUUUGUUUCCAGGGGUAAGUGCCAGUUUAUGAUGAUUCCAUCAACACUUGGACCACAUUAAUUUAUUUCCAAUUUAAUCAGUGUUUAAAUUGAACUGGGAUCAGGCAGAACAAAACACAUGGUUUUGCAUAAUUAUAAUGAAGCAAAUGGAAACAGUCAUAGCACUUCAGCUUCAGAAACCUCGCUGCAGAAGCACAGAUGGGUUAGGAGAUGUUGAUUAAAAAAGAUGUCUAGGAAUAAAUCCUCUGUAAGCUCUGUAUUAAAAUCCAGAUGCCUGCAGGACAAGUAACUUUGCAUUAAUUACUUAAAAAUUUCUUAUUCUGGGUACAGCUCUCUGUAGAAAUCCUACAGAUUGAGUAAACGGUGGAGGCACUCCUUUUCAUGGUCCAUUUAACUUAAAACAUUAGAUGGGAUGAAUCUGGAGAACAUCAUCCUCAGCAAACUGACACAAGAACAGAAAAUGAAGCACCGCAUAUUCUCACUCCUAGGCGGGUGAUGAAAAAUGAGAACACAUGGACACAGAAAGGGGAGUACUAAACACUGGGGUCUAUUGGGGGGAAAAGGGGAGGGCCAGUGGGAGGGGGAGGUGGGGAGGGAUAGCCUGGGGAGAAAUGCCAAAUGUGGGUGAAGGGAAGAAGCAAAGCAAAGCACACUGCCAUGUGCGUACCUACAAAACUGUCUUGCAUGCUCUGCUCAUGUACCCCAAAACCUAUAAUCCAAUAAAAAAUUAAAAAAAAACAAAACAAAAAACAUUAGAUGGUUCAGAAAGUUGUUUCUUCCUAGAUUGCUCUAGGUGGUAAGUUCAAUAUUUAGCAACUGUCCCUUUGUGGUUUUCGAACUUUCUCCAAGCCAAUGUCGUCAAAGCACUGAGUUGCCAUGUGGGAAGGUGGGCUACCUUGGAAAACAGAUUUUUGGAUUGGAGCUUGUCUGAAACUCUUUAGAUGAAGAAUCACACUGCGUGGGGUUGCUCCUUCAAAACUAACAGGAGGGAGAGGCUGAACAAAUGCUGUUCUUCAGGCAAGGGGCUUGCUGAUAUGUAGUCAUUUGUUAACUGCCCGAGUUUUGGUCUUAGAAUUUUUUCCCUUCUCCUCCUCCUCCUUAAAUCACUGCAAAUACAGUUGAAGUCUCUCCUUUCACACUGUUUUCCAUUUACCUCCAUCCAGAGAAUCCCUAGAGAACCACCCUGUUUUUAAAAUGAAAAAACUUUAUUUUGAAGUAAUUCCAAACUUAGAGAAAAUUCAUAAGGACUGCACAAAGAACUCCCCCCAUCCCCUUUAAGGGAAUAAUUAUAAUAAUAACGCGUUAUCAAUUCCUGGCAGGUACUUUAUUGGAGGCAUUUCUGUGAUUGGAACAGGAGUUGAGGCAACGUCAAAUGUAUUAUAACAAUGUAUUUUAACAAAGAAAAUCCCUCAAAUUGUCUUGCAGUGAAAACAUUAACAACAAUAACUACUCUUUAAAAUUCCUUCUAGUUUUCAAUAGAAAGGGCCAGUAAGUGAAUGUGCCUUUACAUUUUUGUCUUGGAACAACUCUGCAAUUUCAUCUUGAUUUAAUAUUUCUAGUAAUAAAGCUUCUUCCAAUUCCACAUUCUUAUUUCUGGGCAGACAUUUUAUUCUUAAGAAUUGUGGUGAUAAACAAGAAGCUAAAUUGAAAUGAUUAAUAUAUUGAUCAAUAAUUAUAACAAUGUCCCAACACUUAGAAAUUCAUCAGAUGUCUUUUUAAAGAGGCAUUUCUGGCUGGGCAUGGUGGCUCACCUUUGGGAGGUGGAGACCUGAGGUCAGGAGUUCGAGACCAGCCUGGCCAACAUGAUGAAACCUGUCUCUAUGAAAAUACAAAAAUUAGCCAAAUGUAGCGGCAGGUGCCUGUGAUCCAAGCUACUUGGGAGGCUGAGGCAUGAAAAUAGCUUGGACCUGGGAGACGGAGGUUGCAGUGAGCUGAGAUCACGUCAUUGCACUCCAGCCUUGGUGACAGAGCCAGACUCAGUUUAAAAAAAAACAAACCAAAAUUAAGAGUCAUUUCUGUGAGAAGAACAAGUAGGCAAGCCAGCUUUCCUCUGGCCCAUCUCCCCCUUUCCCUAAUUGUAGAGCAUCCUUCCCUAGGUCCCCUGUGAGAGGCCAGUAGGAUUCUCUGCUCUCUGGUGGGGAGAACCACCCUUCUGAAGUAGAUAUUUACCUUUUCAGGCAUGUCUUCACAAUUUAGCUUCAUUAGUGUAUAUCCACAAACAAUAUAUUAAAUAGUUUUGCUUGUAUUUAUACUUUAAAAAAUGGCCUCAUGUGGCAAUGUCCCAUUGUAUCAUAUAUUUUUUUUACAAAACAUUAUUUCCAUGUUGUACAUACAGGUAGACCUAGUUUAUUUAAAUGAGGUAUCAUAUUCUAUCAUAUAAAUGUAUCAUGGGUUGUUAUGCAUUUUCCUAGGGUUAAGCUUCUAUUGAACAAAUGCCUACUUUCUCACAAUUGCAAUUAGUGAAGAUCCUUUCAUCUGUUGUUUUGCUGGGAUUUAAACUUGAGAUCAUCUGACUAUAAAGCCCGCGCUUUCCUCAUUGUGUUAAGAUGGCCUCUCAAGUCAUAGACUUCUAUCAUAAUCCAGUUUGAUUUGGUGGAACACAUUAGCUAAGUAUUUAAAUUUGGUAAUGCCAUUUUAUCUCCAGACAGAAAUACUUUAUUAAUUUUAUCAGACAUGAAAAGUGGAUUUACUGUCUCAGGGUAAGUUGUUGACUAUAGUAGUCACUGGCCCACAUGUGGUGACUGAGCACUUGAAAAGUGACUCAUUACGUGUGGCACAUCAGUGUGUGUAUGUGUGUGUGUGUGUGUGUGUGUGUGUGUGUUUAAAUAUACCUUUCCUAUGGUGCUGAGAUGUGUUUUAAUUGUAAAAAUAUAUGCCAGAUUUUGAUGAAAAAAGUAUGUAAAAAUAUCAUUAAUUUUUGGUAUUGAAAUGAUAAUGUUUUGGAUAUGUGUAAGUUUAAAUAAAAAUGUGGCCGGGCUCUGUGGCUGUUACCUGUAAUCCCAGCACUUUGGGAGGCCAAGGCGGGAGGACUGCCUGAGCCCAGGAGUUUGAGACCAACCUGGGAAAACAUGAAAAAACCAUCUCUACUAAAAAUAGAAAAGUUAGCAAGACAUGGUGUGGAGCGCCUGCAGUGUCAGCUACUCACCUGGCUGAAGUGGGAGGAUCACUUGAGCCCGGGAGUGGAGGUUGUGAUGAGCCGAGAUCAGGCCAGGCGGCUGCGCUCUAGCCUGGACCACAGAGAGAGACCCUGUCUCAAAUAAAGUAAUUAAAAUUAAUUUCAUCAAUUUCUUUCUACUUUGUUAGUGUAGUUUUUUGAAAACUUAGCUAUGUAUUGUGGGUAUUGGAUAGCACUGGCUAGGAAUUAAUUAGGUUGAAAUGAUCUAGAGUUUGUGCUUCUGGGUGCCAGGUGGGGGCAGCAGAGAGUUGCUAGAAUCAGGCGUCCUAAAGAUGCUGUCCUACCAAUCCUAGAGGCUCAGAAAGACAGGAUGUCAGCAAAGGGGACAAUGGCAACAUAGUCAGCAAGGACCCAAGGAUCAAAUCCUGCAUCCUGGUUGAGAGGGAUUACAGCUAGGGCCACCUAGAGGAGAGGGGGCGCUUAACAAAUGAAAGCUUGAAUAGAGCACAGCUUUGAAGUCACACAGUUCUGUGUUUGAAUUUUGACUUUGUUAACUUGGGUACGUUAUUUGACCUUUGCACAUCUCAAUUUCACAUCUGUAAGUUGGGGAUGAUAGUACAUAUUUAUAUUUUUUGUUGAUGCGUGUAAAGAGCUUAUCAUAUAUAUUGAAUAUUUGCUGUUAUUAUUGUCUUUAUUUUAAUGUGUCAUUGACAAAGCAGAAGAAGGUAUCUCUUGCCUUUUGAAGCAGUAGAUUCAGGCUGCAAGUCUUACCACAUAUGGGUUUAAAGUGACUCACAUAAGGCUCACCAUUUCUUAUCCCCUUUUUAUCUCCAGGUAGAGGUGAAAAAGUUCUCUAUUUGGAAUGGUGUUCCUUGUACAUUGGAGUUCUUACUGUUUUAUCUCUUGCCAAACAAAAGCCUUAAAUAAACGUCUUUUUUUGGCUCUAAGCUGGGUAAGGCGUGCAUUUGCUCAUCACAGACGUUGCCCCGUCCUGUGUUAAGCAAGCCUUAGGGAUGCAGAGAUGAAUGAAAUGUAACUAAAAUAUCUACAGAAAAGUGAAAGAGCUAGAUGAAGGUCACCUAGCUAUGAUAGUGUUACGGGUGCCAAAGUCAAGCUGUGAGAAAGUUAAUUCCAUGGGGAGGGCAGCAAGGGUUUCAGUGAUGGCCUUGAAAAGGAGAUGACACUAUUGAGCUCCUCAUCAUCCUGUUUUCUAAGAUUCCGUCUUCCAAGAUUCAAUGACCUUCAUGUCUACCAAUGAUAGUUAUCACUCACCAGUAAACUGACAUGCUAGAGUGCAUCACCAAUAGAAACUGCUUUAUUUUUUAAGUCCUGAACUCUGAUUUUCCUCUCAGUACUGCCCAGUAUCUCUUAUCUUCCUAACUCUGUUUAGGAAACUCUUAUUGAGCAGUUUGUAAGCACAAAUAUGGAUGUUUUUUCACAGGCACAAGUCUUGACACUCUUGCUAUGAUUCUUCUCACUGCAUUGAUUGUCUCUAUACAGACCUCAGGAAACUGAAUAAUGUUUCUUCCUGUUUGCUCUCUAGUUAGAAGACAGUAGACAGGGUUCUGUCCAUCAUUAUUGCUUAGAUCAUUUUACCUUUUCCAGGGAGUUUCAGGUAUGUCUAUUUGGAAUGGUGUUCUUUUUUGAAAUAUUUGUGGUUUAAAUAUAUAAUUAAAAGUUAAUGAUCGGGCAUCUGCUUAUAAUAGGAGAAUUUGAUUCUGAGGGUUUAUGUUGGAUUGCAGUUAUAUUAUUGACAACAGUGGCAUUCUAAGGAAAAGUCUUCCAAUAUGGAUUUAGGUUUUAGACCAUUAGGUAGGCACUAUUCUUUAAUAAAGUGGUAUGUGGCUAUUCAGGAGCUUGCAAGAGAAUUCAAAGGGGUUCAGAAAGAAAACAUUAUUUAUACUUAGCUUUUAAUCAUCCUCUUGUAAUGUGUAUGUUUUGUAUAUGCUUUGUAAUGUUUGUACCAUAAUACAAGUAUAUAAUAAAUGUAUAUAUACUAAGGGUGAGCAAAUUUUUUAGUGAUGAGACGCACAUAAUCAAAGAAUUCUGUAGACAAUUAACUGCCCUAAGGUGUUAGAAAGUUUGUGAUUGCAACAGAAACUCCACUCAAAUGAGCUUAGAGAUAGAAGGCACUUAUUGGCGCUCCACACUGAAAAGACCAGAUGUGCAGUUGGCCUCAGGUACUGGGGUCCAGACUCUGUGGUGCUGUCAGGGUGUAGUCACUCUGUCCUUCAGCUGUUCAUGUGGGGAAAGAUGGCGAAUUGAGCUCUGAACUCACACUCUUCCAACUUACCACCCAGUGGCAAGAGACUCUCUUCCUUGGUAUUCAAGACUGAUUGGUAUGCAUGGGUCCCAUGCCCGUAUCUAAACCAAUCACUGUGGUCACUGGGAAUGGAAUAUUCAAUGGGAAUUGAUCAUGUUCUUAGGGAAGGGAGACGAUAUGGUUUGACUCUGUGUCCCCACCCAAAUCUCACCUUGAAUUGUGAUAAUCCUCAUGUGUCAAGUGUUGGACCUGGUGGAGGUAACUGAAAUAUGGGGAGAUUUCCCCCAUACUGUUCUUGUGUUAAUGAGUGAAUCUCAAAAGAUAUGAUGGUUUUAUAAGCAUCUGACAUUUCCCUGGUUAGCACAUUCUCUCUUGCCAUCCUGAAUAGCUGCUUUCCACAAUGAUUGUAAGUUUCCUAAGGCCUCCCCAGCCAUGCAGAACUGUGAGUCAAUUAAACCUCUUUCCUUUAUAAAUUA
This is a messenger RNA of Callithrix jacchus (white-tufted-ear marmoset), 25409 nucleotides long. It is a transcript of the gene RSL24D1, whose product is annotated as ribosomal L24 domain containing 1. Gene Ontology annotation, cellular component: nucleolus. Gene Ontology annotation, biological process: ribosomal large subunit biogenesis. The record is from RefSeq and is a predicted model, not a curated record. Gene Ontology annotation, molecular function: structural constituent of ribosome. Lineage: Eukaryota; Metazoa; Chordata; Mammalia; Primates; Cebidae.